Messenger RNA from Clarias gariepinus (North African catfish), 1391 nucleotides. Its product is annotated as serine/threonine-protein kinase pim-2-like. Bases 121 to 1350 code for a protein of 409 amino acids. Gene Ontology annotation, molecular function: protein serine/threonine kinase activity; ATP binding. The record is from RefSeq and is a predicted model, not a curated record. NCBI's taxonomy places the organism in Eukaryota, Metazoa, Chordata, Actinopteri, Siluriformes, Clariidae. The transcript is spliced from 6 exons. Gene Ontology annotation, cellular component: cytoplasm. Gene Ontology annotation, biological process: regulation of mitotic cell cycle; negative regulation of apoptotic process; protein autophosphorylation.
GGAGAUCACAAGGACAUUCCUGUGAAAGGAAAAAGGCUGGUUGGUUCUCAUGAAGGGCCCGUGCCUUGGUCUAAGAAGCCAUUAAGGAAAAGGAGCAGAACAGUGAAGGAAGAGAGAAAAAUGGGCAGGAUAAAGACAAACAAUGUUUCUAAGGCAUCCGGCUCCACCACUAAAGAAGAAGGCAAGGAGGUUGGUUCUUAUAAAGGACUUGUUUCAUUGUCUGAGGAGGCACCAAUACGCAGGAGGAGAAACAAGAACGUAGAGAAUCAGCAAACGAAAAACAAGUCUAAGAAGUAUUCAGAGGCAGUCGACUCCUUCAGUAGAAAAGCAAGCAAGGAGAGCCCAAUGAAAAGGAAAAGAUUGGUGGUUUCUCAUAAAGAACCUGUGCUUCAGUCUGAGGAAACACCGGGAAAAAAAUGGAGAAGAAAGAAAGAAAUGAAAGGAACACAGCCUGUGAGAAGAAAGAACCCUUAUCGAAAAGCAAAGUUUUUUGGACGCUACACUGUGGAAAAGAAGCUGGGAAAAGGGGGCUUUGGUGAGGUCUAUGAAGGUAGUCGAAAAACAUUUAUGAAAAAGGUGGCUAUUAAAUUUGUGUUCAAGGCUAAAGAUGACACUUAUAUCACCCUUCCUGGUGAGACACGCCAACUCCCUCGUGAGGUGGCCCUAAUGGAGCUUGUGUGCAAACCUCCUCACUGUCCGUAUGUGAUAAACUUGCUGGAAUGGUUCGAGACACCCUCUGAAUAUAUCUUAGUCCUGGAGCGGCCUGACGCCUGCAUCGAUCUCCACAGUUACUGUAGACAUGAACGCAACAGAGUGUCUGAACCUCUGGCUCAAGUCAUCAUGAAACAAGUCAUUUGGGCUGCAUGUCACUGCCGCGACCGGGGAGUGGUCCAUCGAGAUAUCAAGGAAGAAAAUAUUCUCCUCAAUCCACAUACGCUUGAAAUUAAGCUGAUUGAUUUCAGAUGUGGUGAUUUGCUCAAGGACGCCCCCUAUGAGUCAUAUGCGGGCACUUUCUCGCCACCUGAAUGGAUCAUUAGAAGUGAGUUCAUUGCAGAACCUAGUAUUGUCUGGGGCCUGGCUGUGCUCCUGUAUAGCCUGUUGUGUGGAAGGGUGCCUUUUUAUGAUUCCGGAGAAAUUGUGGAAGGCCGUCUGCACUUCCCUCGUUAUCUGUCUGAAGCUUCCUGCAAUCUGAUAAGGUGGUGUCUGGAAAAGGAUCCUCGAAAACGACCAACAUUUGAGCAGAUCCUGUCACAUUACUGGUUUGGGGGAAAAGUUAUUAUAAACAACAAAUAUACACCUAAAUAUAGUCAGCUAACUAAUGCAAAAUCAGUUUGUCCAGUGAAGGAAUAGAUGGAUAGAAAGAAAGGUGCCAGAAAACCUGGUGCACCACA